Molecule: messenger RNA, 435 nt
Organism: Fraxinus pennsylvanica
Lineage: Eukaryota; Viridiplantae; Streptophyta; Magnoliopsida; Lamiales; Oleaceae
Source: the annotation of a GenBank genome assembly
AUGGCGACUGCAAGAACUGUGAAAAACGUCUCUCCUCAGGAAUUCGUCAAGGGUUAUGCUGCUCACCUCAAGCGUUCUGGCAAGAUGGAGCUUCCCGAGUGGACUGAUAUUGUGAAAACAGGUGUACUCAAAGAAUUGGCUCCAUAUGAUCCGGAUUGGUACUAUGUUAGAGCUGCUUCCAUGGCAAGGAAAAUAUAUUUGAGGGGGGGUAUUGGUGUGGGUGCCUUCCGGAGAAUUUACGGUGGGAGCAAGAGAAAUGGAAGCCGCCCACCUCAUUUUGGCAAAAGCAGUGGAUCUGUUGCUCGCCACAUUCUUCAACAGUUGCAGGAGAUGAGCAUCAUUGAGUUGGAUCCAAGAGGUGGGAGAAUUAUCACAUCCAAUGGUCGACGUGACCUUGACCAAGUUGCUGGACGAAUUGCAGUUGUUGCACCUUGA